AUGGUCGUCUCCGGAUGCUGUCUGAGUCGACCUCAGUACAUCAGAGGAGGUCGGGCUUUUGUAUGGCCUGGUAUCCAAAAAAUGCAAAGAUUGACAUUAAAUACUAUGACUUUGGCAAUAGAAAGCUCACAAGUUUACACCCAGUUGGGGGUGGCUGUUUCAGUGACUGGAAUUGCUCAGAUUAAAGUGCAGGGAUCAAAUGAUGAAAUGCUCCAUACAGCAUGUGAAUUAUUCCUGGGCAAGAAUGAAAUUGAGAUUGAAAAUGUUGCCCGAGAGACUCUUGAAGGUCACCAAAGAGCCAUUAUGGGAAACAUGACAGUUGAGGAAAUCUACAAAGACCGGAAAAAAUUUUCCAAAGCUGUAUUUGAAGUCGCUUCUUCAGAUCUGGUGAAUAUGGGAAUCUAUGUGGUUAGCUACACGCUAAAAGAUAUCAGAGACGAUGAGGGUUACCUUAAGGCACUGGGCCUGAAACGUACUGCUGAAGUAAAGAGAGAUGCCAAGAUUGGUGAGGCUGAAGCCAAGAGAGAUGCAGGAAUCAGAGAAGCAAAAGCUGAAGAACAAAGAAUGGCUGCUCGCUUAGCUAAUGACAUUGAGAUCGCCAAGGCACAAAGAGAUUUUGAGUUGAAAAAGGCUGCUUAUGAUCAGGAAGUAAAUACUAAGAAAGCUAUGUCUGACAUGGCCUAUGAAUUGCAGGCUGCAAAAACCAAACAAAAGAUCAAGGAAGAAGAAAUGCAAGUUCUUGUGGUAGAAAGAACACAACAAAUUGCUGUGCAAGAGCAAGAAAUCACACGUCGUGAACGUGAAUUAGAAAGCCAAGUACGUAAGCCAGCUGAAGCUGAGAAGUACCGCCUUGAGAAAAUUGCUGAAGCUAACAGAAACCGAAUUAUCUUAGAAGCUGAAGCAACUGCAGAAGCAAAGAAGUUGAAAGGAGAAGCGGAAGCUUAUGCAGUCCAAGUUAAAGCUAAGGCUGAUGCAGAACAAAUGAAGCGCAAAGCUAUUGCUUGGCAAUCCUAUGAAGAUGCUGCCAAGACUGACAUGAUCCUAGAAGCACUACCAAAAGUUGCUGCUGAAGUUGCUGCUCCAUUGGCCCAGUGUCGCAAAGUAACAAUGGUCUCAACUGGAAAAGGUGAAAUUGGUGCUGCUAAAUUGACGAAUGAAGUGUCAACCUCAUCAGUCAGACUAUGGCCUCAUCUCGUGCAAUGGUGUAAGGGCAGUCCUCAAAACAGCAGACUCAUGACAAGAGGCUUCAAAUGGGCACCUGCAGUCUAA
Molecule: messenger RNA, 1269 nt
Organism: Acanthosepion pharaonis
Lineage: Eukaryota; Metazoa; Mollusca; Cephalopoda; Sepiida; Sepiidae
Source: the annotation of a GenBank genome assembly